Molecule: messenger RNA, 3452 nt
Organism: Thalassophryne amazonica
Lineage: Eukaryota; Metazoa; Chordata; Actinopteri; Batrachoidiformes; Batrachoididae
Gene: clcn5b
Product: chloride channel, voltage-sensitive 5b
Exons: 17
Coding region: 237-2675 (812 amino acids)
Biological process (GO): chloride transport; transmembrane transport
Cellular component (GO): early endosome; synaptic vesicle; membrane
Molecular function (GO): voltage-gated chloride channel activity
Source: RefSeq, a predicted model, not a curated record
UCACUUUCAUCUGACGUAAAAACAACAGUGGAGAUUUUUCACAGUUUGACGUUGUUUUAUUUUUUGUCCGUCUACGCAUUAUUAAUGAAGAUCAUGGCUCACUUUGGCGAAUAUUUAUCGAUUUUAAAACCGUGUUUUUUAGACGCAGAAAGGUGCUGACGUUACGCUGACUAAUCCAACGACGGGGUGUCAAAUCCGAGUCACGAGACGAUCUCUGGAAAUCAGUAUUUGCUGGCAUGGACAACCCCAACUACCGCUCUGAGAGUUACGACGGCCUUCAUGCCAGUGACGAAGAUGAUGAUGAUGAGAUGGUGGAUAUCGCUGGAGCCACACUGGACUUCACAGACGAUGAACCUCCUCUCGGCUCAGGCGCCUACGAGGACUACAACAGCAGCACAAUGAAUGGUAACGGUCCCAGGAAGCUGGUGGACCCGCUGGAGGACCCGCUGCCCGGCGUGGGAACCUACGAAGACUUCAACACCAUCGACUGGGUCCGAGAGAAGAGCAAAGACCGCGACAGGCACAGAGAGAUCACCAAUAAAAGCCGCCAGUCGACUGUGGCGCUGCUGCACAGCAUCAGCGAUGCCUUCUCCGGGUGGCUGCUCAUGCUGCUCGUGGGACUCAUGGCAGGCGCUCUCGCCGGAGGCAUCGACAUCGCCGCUCACUGGAUGACGGACGUGAAGGGUGGAGUCUGUCUGUCCGGCUUCUGGUUCAACCACGAGCACUGCUGCUGGCUGUCCAACGAGACGACGUUCCAGGACAGGGAUCGCUGCCCACAGUGGAAGAGCUGGGGCGAGCUCAUCGUCGGCACCACAGAGGGUGCAUUUGCGUACAUCGUCGGCUAUCUGAUGUACGUCAUCUGGGCGCUGCUCUUCUCCUUCCUGGCGGUGGCGCUGGUGCGAGCCUUUGCUCCAUAUGCAUGUGGCUCAGGAAUACCAGAGAUCAAAACCAUCCUCAGCGGCUUCAUCAUCCGCGGCUACCUGGGGAAGUGGACGCUGAUCAUCAAAACCAUCACGCUGGUGUUGGCUGUCUCCUCGGGGCUGAGCCUGGGGAAGGAGGGCCCUCUGGUCCACGUCGCCUGCUGCUGUGCCAACAUACUGUGCCAUCUGUUCACCAAGUACCGCAAGAACGAGGCCAAGCGGCGAGAGGUGUUAUCUGCGGCGGCAGCGGUUGGCGUGUCUGUUGCUUUCGGCGCCCCUAUUGGAGGAGUCCUGUUCAGCCUGGAGGAGGUGAGCUAUUACUUCCCCUUGAAGACCCUGUGGCGUUCGUUCUUCGCCGCCUUGGUCGCCGCCUUCACGCUACGCUCCAUCAACCCGUUCGGGAACAGCCGCUUGGUCUUGUUCUACGUGGAGUUUCACACCCCGUGGCACCUGGUGGAGCUGGCCCCCUUCAUCCUGCUGGGGAUAUUUGGCGGCCUCUGGGGGGCGCUGUUUAUCAAAGCAAACAUCGCCUGGUGCAGGAAACGUAAGACGACUCGCCUCGGUCACUACCCCGUCACCGAGGUGCUGGUGGUCACCGCGCUGACCGCCGUGCUCGCCUUCCCAAACACCUACACCAACAUGAGCGGCGCAGAGCUGAUCUCCGAGCUGUUCAACGACUGCUCCUUGCUCGACUCGUCGCAGCUCUGCGGCUACCUGCAGCCAAGUACCAUUUCAAACAGCAGCAUCGGGAACACCCUGGGCGACCGGCCCGCGGGUCCAGAGCUCUUCAAGGCCCUGUGGCAGCUGGCUCUGGCUUUGGUCUUCAAGAUGAUGAUCACAGUCAUCACCUUUGGCAUGAAGGUUCCGUCCGGACUCUUCAUUCCCAGUAUGGCGGUGGGAGCGAUAGCCGGCCGGCUGCUGGGUGUCGGGAUGGAGCAGCUGGCUUACUACAACCAUGAGUGGGUCAUCUUUAAAGGGUGGUGCUCUCAGGGAGCCGACUGCAUCACGCCAGGGCUGUACGCCAUGGUGGGAGCCGCCGCCUGUUUAGGCGGCGUCACCCGCAUGACAGUGUCGCUGGUAGUCAUCAUGUUUGAGCUGACUGGCGGUCUGGAGUACAUCGUCCCGCUCAUGGCAGCCACCAUGACCAGCAAAUGGGUGGCAGAUGCGUUUGGAAAAGAGGGGAUUUAUGAGGCUCACAUCCGGCUGAACGGUUACCCGUUCCUGGAGCCCAAAGAGGAGUUCCAGCACAGCAGCCUGGCGGUGGACGUGAUGAGACCCAGGAGGGCAGAUCCGGCGCUGGCCGUGCUGACGCAGGAGGGCAUGACCGUUGGGGAGGUGGAGGCGUUGGUGGAAAGCCCUUGCUUCAGUGGCUAUCCGGUGGUCGUCUCCCAGGAGUCCCAGAGGCUUGUGGGAUUUGUAUUCCGAAGAGACCUGCUCAUAUCCAUAGAUAAUGCACGCAAGCGCCAGGACGGCGUGGUCAGCGCCUCCCAGGUCCUCUUUACGGAGCACACCCCGCCCCAGGCCCCCGAAGCCCCGCCUCCCCUCCGCCUCCGAGGCAUCAUGGACCUCAGCCCGUUCACAGUCACUGACCACACGCCCAUGGACAUCACGGUGGAUAUUUUCAGGAAGUUGGGGCUGCGCCAGUGUCUGGUUACGCACAACGGGAGGCUGCUGGGAAUCAUCACCAAGAAGGACAUUCUGAAACACAUGGCGCAGAUCGCCAACAGAGACCCCGACUCCAUCCUCUUCAACUGAGCUCCGCCGCCGCUGCCCGCCCUCUGUUGACCGGGGGACGAGCCCAGAAGGCACCAAAAAGCUCCUUUACCUCUUCCUGAGUAGCCGCUCAGAGGAAGCUGAGCCCAAAUCGAGCUUGAUUUGCACAAAUGACCACAGACUAGUUUCUUUUUUUUUCUUUUCAGGUUGUCCAGAAGCGCUCCAAAACAAUGACUCAUUUUUCCUGACACAUGAUGGAAAUACACAAAUCUGCUCAUUUGGCUUUUUUCCAUUCCCCUUUUUUUUCUCACGCUGUCUUUUAUUUUUUAAGCUUGAGAGGAAGUGUGGACAGAAACAGACACACUAUUCCUCUGCGUUCUUGCUGCAGAGAGAAUGUUUGAAAUCAGGAGGCAGGAGACGCGAGGACGAGCAGAAAUGAAGAUGGAGUGAGCUCAGGAAGCUCCGUGCGAGCCCAAGCCCAGACUUCAGCCUCGGCCGGGCGCUGAGAAACGCUUUCCAACCCCGUCCACCGCUGUAGCCUCCAGGCGGCUGACACCACCUCAUCUGUGCACGUUUGCACCCCACGGCAGCCUGGGAACUGUCCCCAGAUGUCUUACAGGCAUGAGUCGUUUCCCUCUCAUCUCCCGCCAUGCAGACGCUCAGCGUGACCUCAUUCACGUGCGUGUGUCUGACAGACGUGGACCGUCCUGACGGUGCCCAGUCACCAGGUGUUUCUGGAAGGGCUUAAACAUGCUUAAACACACAUGAAUUAAUUUAUGUAAAUGUGAAAUUUUGUUCCACUAAAUUAUUUCACUGACA